GCUGUUUAAGAUAGUAGCGCAGGACAAUACUUCUCUGUUGGGGAUCUGAUUUCUUCCGGCCUCUCAAGUCUCAACUUUCCCCCUCAAAGUCAACCCAUUCAACUCCACAGCCCAAUUCUGCCUGAAUCCCAUCAUGUCUGACUUUUGGGAAGCAUUUUUCGACUCGCUUCCGCCCUCUCCCGAAUGGGCCCCCUUCUGGGGCAGUCUGUUCGAAGGUGCACUGUCAGCCUCCCUCAUAUGGCUCACAGCCCUGAUCAUUUCCACGAAACCUUCUGCCUUUGAAUUGAUCUGUCAUUCAUUGGUCCAUGUGUGUUUAUUCGUCUUUGCGGUUUUAUUUGGCUUCCAAGAUGGUUGGCCGAUGCUAGCUGUGACCGAACUUUUUGGUCGGACAAUUGUCGUUUUGUCGUUUCUGGUGGCUAUCUAUACUGUUUAUGAUAAACAGGGUCGAUCUUGGAACAGGGCUCGCACUGAUAGACUUGAGGAUUUAUCACAGAAGGACAGGAAAGAAACUCUCUGAAAAGGGUGCAUUCUAUCAAUUCGCACUUGUAUCUUCAGUGAUCCCAAACUCUCCAAGUACUCUCACAACACGCUCAUUUCCAGCAGACUUUGCGCAGUACAAGGCACAUUCUCCUUUAUCGGAACGACCAGGCACCUGAUGUAUACCUCUCUCUAUGAAAACCCGAACAACGUCUGCUUCUCCAUACUCCGCUGCCCUUUCCAGAAACCUUGAAACAACAGAAUGAACGCUAACUCCCUAAUCUAGGAGCAACUUCACGGUCUGGGCGAAUCCAUUCAAGAUUGCCAUAUAAAGUGGUUGAUCGGGUCCGCCAUUAAUAUUGGCCCCGUUUUGCUGUAACAGUAAAAUCGUUUGGCUAUGACCGUUGAAAGUGGCAAGUCUUAAUGGCGUACAAACUGUAAGAUCAUAAUACUCGUUAUUGUCAAUUGAUCUGCGCUCCCCUGUCCAGCAGUGGGGGAA
Molecule: messenger RNA, 976 nt
Organism: Aspergillus glaucus CBS 516.65
Lineage: Eukaryota; Fungi; Ascomycota; Eurotiomycetes; Eurotiales; Aspergillaceae
Exons: 2
Coding region: 134-517 (127 amino acids)
Source: RefSeq, a predicted model, not a curated record